Molecule: messenger RNA, 9460 nt
Organism: Astyanax mexicanus (Mexican tetra)
Lineage: Eukaryota; Metazoa; Chordata; Actinopteri; Characiformes; Acestrorhamphidae
Gene: myo9bl
Product: unconventional myosin-IXb
Exons: 43
Coding region: 569-7522 (2317 amino acids)
Biological process (GO): intracellular signal transduction
Cellular component (GO): myosin complex
Molecular function (GO): ATP binding; microfilament motor activity; protein binding
Source: RefSeq, a predicted model, not a curated record
CGGAGUGGAAACUCGGAGAGUUUACAGAGUGAUGAAGUGAUCACUCACUCGCUCUCUCUCACUCCAGAGAGGGCAUUCAAAUAAGUUAAACUCCUCUAAUGUUUCUUAUAUAUCGAAGUACAACCCCACCAUCUUUUCUACUCGUUUGGUGGCUUCGUCGCGUUUUAGAAGUUUGUGUUUUUUACAGUUAAAAUGAGAGAACAGGCUGAGAGGGUCGCUGAGCUGAGUUAGCCGCCGAGCUAACAGUCAGUUCCACCGCUGAACAGCGUUAAAACAAACGGUCGGUGUUCAAACACGGCGUUGUCCUAGACUUUCCUGAGGAAAAUUUCAGCACAUUUUACCAAUGAGACGUUUUUUAGACCAGUAAGGGGAUUAUCACAGAAAUAAGAGAUGCAGUGUGUCUAGUGAAGAUGAGGGGGCUGAUUCAUGGCAGCAUAUUGACUGCAGCUGGAUGACCACAGCUUCCUGCGUUCCUUUGCACUCCACAGCGUGAGAGCAGAAGGCAGAGGUGCUAGAUGGUAAGUUUGAAGGCCCUGCGUAAUGCUGAAACAACUCGCCCAGAGUCAGAAUGAGUGUCACAGAUGGCGACGGGACAGCUAGCCAAGAUGGACAGACUUACGUUCUUCAGAUCUACCCCCGCCUCACCUUGGAGACGGCACCAUGUUGCACGAUCAAAGUCCACAAGGAGGCCACAGCAGCCACUGUUAUCCAGGAUGCGGCUGUCAACCUGGGGCUGGACACUGGCAAGCGCUAUGUCCUGGCCGAGGUGAAGGAAAGCGGUGGAGAGGAGUGGGUUCUGGAGUCCACAGACUUACCAGUGCACAGGGUUCUGCUCUGGCCGAGAAAAGCUCAGGAGGAGCAUUCGCAGAGCGAGGGAUACUACUUCCUCCUUCAGGAGUGUAACCAUGACGGCUCCAUCCUCUACAUGCACCUGCCCUCCCUCUACAAGGAAAAGGACGCCCAGCGGCUUGUUGCCCGUGGGUUUCUUCCUCCACGCUAUGAGGAUUUUGAUGACUUGUGCAAUCUAUCUGUCCUCAAUGAGGACACCAUCCUGGAAAAUCUGCACAAUCGCUUCCAAAAGAAGAAAAUCUACACAUACGCUGGCAGCAUUCUCGUCGCCAUUAACCCCUUUAAAUUUCUUCCUAUUUACAACCCCAAGUAUGUCAAGAUGUAUGAGAACCACCAGCUCGGCAAGCUGGAGCCGCACAUUUUUGCCAUUGCUGAUGUAGCAUAUUAUGCUAUGCUACGUAAGAGGAUCAAUCAGUGCAUAGUUAUCUCUGGAGAGAGUGGUUCUGGCAAAACUCAAAGCACUAACUUUCUCAUCCACUGCCUCACUGCUCUCAGCCAGAAGGGUUACGCCAGUGGGGUAGAGAGGACCAUUCUCGGAGCCGGACCUGUGCUGGAGGCUUUUGGCAACGCAAAGACAGCCCACAACAACAACUCCAGUCGUUUCGGGAAGUUCAUUCAGGUCAACUAUCUGGAGAGCGGAGUGGUUCGAGGGGCAGUGGUUGAGAAGUACUUGCUGGAGAAAUCACGACUGGUGUCCAGAGAAAAAAAUGAAAGGAACUACCACGUUUUUUAUUACCUGCUGGUGGGGGCCUCUGAGGAGGAACGCAAGGAGUACAAGCUCCUGCAGCCAGAAAACUACCACUACCUCAAGCAGCAUAACUUUGCAAUAGAGGAUGCAGAUGACCUUCGUCAUGACUUUGAAAGGUUGCAGCAGGCCAUGGAGAUGGUGGGCUUCCUGCCCGCCACCAAGAAACAGAUUUUCUCUGUCCUGUCUGCCAUCCUGUACCUGGGCAACGUCACCUACUCCCGGAAAUCCACAGGCAGGGAUGAGGGGCUGGAUGUGGGUCCACCAGAAGUUCUCGCUAACCUCUCAGAUUUAUUGAAGGUCAAAGAAGAGCUGUUAGUUGAGGCUCUUACCAAAAGGAAAACAGUUACAGUCAAUGAUAAGCUGAUUUUGCCCUACAGUCACAGUGAGGCAAUCACAGCACGAGACUCCAUGGCCAAGUCUCUGUACAGUGCCCUGUUUGAUUGGAUCGUCCUGCGAAUCAACCACGCUCUUCUCAAUAAGAAAGACAUGGAGGAAUCUGUUUCGUGUUUGUCUAUAGGUGUUCUGGACAUCUUUGGCUUUGAGGACUUUGAGACUAACAGCUUCGAGCAGUUCUGCAUCAACUAUGCCAAUGAACAGCUGCAGUAUUACUUCAAUCAGCACAUCUUCACGCUAGAGCAGGAAGAGUAUCAGGCAGAAGGCAUCACCUGGCACAACAUCGACUACACUGAUAACGUGGGCUGCAUUCAGCUCAUCAGCAAAAAGCCUACAGGUCUUCUCUAUUUACUGGACGAGGAAAGCAAUUUUCCCCAUGCUACAGAUAAAACCUUACUGGCCAAAUUCAAACAGCAGCAUGAGAGAAACCCCUAUUUUGUGGCCACCCCAGUGAUGGAGCCAGCAUUUGUCAUCCGGCAUUUUGCUGGGAAGGUCAAAUACCAGAUUAAGGAUUUCCGGGAGAAGAACACGGAUCACAUGCGGCCGGACAUUGUUGCCCUGUUGCGGAGCAGUGACCGGGCCUACGUCCGACAGCUGAUUGGGAUGGAUCCAGUAGCGAUGUUCCGCUGGGGGAUACUUCGGGCUGCUGUCCGCGCUUUGGCUGCAUUUAAUGAGGCCGGUCGCCGCUGGGCAGCAAAGAGCGCCGGUGUUGUCAGACCUGCCUCCAGAGUUCCACUAGGGGAGCUGCAGAGGUCCAACACACAGAUUGAAAGGAUGUAUCGUCGUACGUCUAUGCUCGAUUUCUCCUUUGAUCACUCAGAGGAGCGCCCCCUAGAGGCUUUUGAGGACAUCUUUGCUAGUUAUGAGAGUAAGAAGGAUAUUCACGCCCAAAUUAUGAGCUCCAUUAAGGACUUGCAGUUGGAUGGCGAGGAUCCGCGUAAGCUGCUUCAGUCCUGGGGUCGUCUGCGGUUCCCACGCCACUUCCUUCAGAAGAACAAGAGCACCAAGAACAAGCAGCUCAUUCCAAAGAACCUGCUGGACUCUCGUUCGCUCAAGUUCAUUGUGGGUCUUCAUGACCGCACCACCAAAUCUCUGCUGCACCUGCACAAGAAGAAAAGGCCCCCCAGCAUCAGCGCUCAAUUUCAGACCUCCCUCAGUAAGCUGCUAGAGACGCUUGCGAAGGCUGAGCCUUUCUUCAUCCGCUGUCUCCGCUCCAAUGCUGAGAAGAAGGAGAUGUGUUUUGAUGAGGCACUGGUCCUGCAGCAGCUACGAUACACAGGUAUGCUGGAGACGGUGCGCAUCAGGAGAUCGGGCUACGGUGCUAAAUACACCUUUCAGGAAUUCAUUGAGCAGUUUCGUGUGUUGCUGCCAAAGAAUGCCUCAUCUCAGGAAGACAUAGCAAAUCUGCUGCAGAAAUUUGGCUUGGACCCCAAAACCUACCAGAUUGGGAAAACAAAGGUGUAUCUAAAAGAGCCUGAGAGGCAAAAGCUUAAAGACAUUCUCCACAAAGACGUCAUGCAAAAAAUCAUCUUCCUGCAACGCUGCUUCCAAGCUAAAUUGCUAAGAAGUUACUACCUCCAGUUAAGGGAAGCAGCCAUCUUUGUUCAGCGCACUUGGAGAGUUUGCCGAGAGAAGCGCUAUCGAGCAGCUACUGUAAUUCAGGCAGCAUGGCGAUGCUUUAAACACAGGGCAGAAUACAAGCAUCGGCGUUCUUCCGUUACAAAGAUCCAGGCAUUAGCCAGAGGCCAGUCAACCCGCAAAAGGUACCAAUCUCUGAAGGAAGAGAAGAGGAAAAAAGAAGAGGAGGAAGCUCAGAGGAAGAGAGAGGAGGAAGAAGAGGCAGCCCGGCGUGCCCAGGAGGCAGAGGAGGCUGCCAGGAGAGUACGAGAGGCGGAAGAGGCCGCCAGGAGACAAAGAGAGGCAGAGGAAGCAGCCAGGAGACAGAAAGAAGCAGAAGAGGCAGCUAGGAGACAGAAAGAGGCUGAAGAUGCAGCUAGACGAAUGAAGGAAGCAGAAGAGGAAGCUGCUAGGCUUGCUCUAGAAGCAGAACAAGAAAUUGCUGAGCAAAGGAAGAAGGAAGACAGUUCACAGAAGCAGACUAAUGAGACCUUAAAUGAAAAUUUAGUUAAUUUUGAUGUAAGAGAAGGGGAAAGGGGCAAAGACAUCAGGGUUGAGGCUGGUCCUUAUCCUAAAACACCUAAGAUCCAGGAUGGAUACCAAAACCAGGAAUUUAUGAAGCUAAGUGAAAAAGAUGAGGAAGAAGAUCCUGUUUGGAAGCUUCAAGAAGAUAACAAACACCAUAAAACACCAAUUGCUGUGCUGCAAGAAACAACUUCUGCUCCAACUGAUCUCCCAGAGGUUAAAAUUUCCACUUCUGUUUCUCCAGAUGAAGACAAAAACCACCAACCUGCCACCCCUGUGACCCCAUCUGAUCAGUGCAAGCCUAAAACUCCUUCACUCUGUAAAAUCCCCGCCUCUAAAAGCCAGGAGAAGAGGGAGUUGAGGCGACAGCGUGGUUUGGAGCACAGCCAGAGGGAGAUUCAGCGAGCAGCUUCAAUUAGCAGAGAAGAGCCUCCACAGAAAAGCCCAGUUGGACCUGAUGGCAGGCUAAAUGAACGAUCCAAUAGCAAAGAGCUGGACCAGUAUACGUUUGUGGCCUGGAAAAGUGAGAAGACUAAGAAGGAUACAAAGGAUGAGUCUGAGAUGGCAAUAAAAGAGGUUAAAGAUGAGUUAGAGACAACGAGGAAAGAAGUUAAGGAUGAGGGGGAAAAGCCAAAUAAAGAGGCUAAAGAAUUGGUACAGAAAACCACUCCUGAGAAGACUACGAAUGAGGAAGGGGAGAAAGCUAAAAGAGAGAUUAAAAAUGAGGGUGAAAAGGCUAAAAAAGAAGCUAAGAAUGAAGCAGAGAAAGCUUCAAGAGAACCCAAACAGGUCACCUCUGGUCCAGUACGACCCACCACCUUACCCUUGGAUGUGCCAGGCUCCAGGCCUGAUAGGAAUGGCCAUGGUGAAGCAUCCAGUCUCCCUAGUAGUGCCGUGCACCUCGAAAGUAAAAGCAAGGCUUAUAGGAGCAAUACCCACCCAGAAAUCGCAAAGACUGAGUCCCAAAACCAACAGGACAGGAGGUCCAAAAUGCAACAGAUUGCGACGUCCCGAUCCUUAGAUGAUGUUUAUGAAUUUGGAACAUCAGGGCCCAGUUCUUCUUCAGUUGUACAGGCGCAGUCCCGUGCUGUGGACAUUCCACAUGGAGGGAAAACUGUGAGGAUACAGGAUUCCUCAGGCCCCCAGGACGGCCCUCACGCCCAUCCACCCACUCCUGAGAGAUCAGCAGGCUUCUUUAGAAAGAUCCUGAAGAAGCGUCCUCAUAAAGAGGCUCAUACGCCAGAAGAUGGAGAGCUGACUAUGGCUGCUUCUUUGGCAGACAAAGCAGAAGCCACAUCUCCCACACGUGUUCAUCACUCAGAACCACCCAGCGGACGUCCGAGUCGCAACCCAACUAUUAAGAUCAGCCGAGCCACCCGGGUCACCGAGCAGUGGAACGCCUCUUUGGACCGAGAGAUCACCAACGCUAAUGAGCUCCGGCACCUGGACGAGUUCCUCGGAAAUCAGGUGAAUGAUCUGCGCUCUAGAGGAAAGCAGCUGUCUGCAACAGAGCACAUCUUCAUUACAGCCACCAUGCAGUUCAGAGCGGAUAUCAAAAGCAUGUACUCUGUCGCUAAGCCACACAUUGGCUACAAGGGUCUAAUGAGGGGCUACCAGAACAAAGUGAUCAGUCUAGCUGGAGAAAAGCAGAAAGGUGAAGUCCAGCUGGUGGUCAACCUGUUCCAGUCUGUGCUGGAUGGCUUUAUUAGAGGGGAAAUCAAAAGAGAAGAGGCCGAACCUGCUAAGCCUCCUAAAGGCCGUAAGAAAAGGCGGAAGAAAGACAAGAGUUUGGAGAGCCCACUGGACCAUGUGUUCACUCAUUACCAGGUGAACAUCAUGCAGUCCUGUGAUCAGUGUUCUUCCUACAUCUGGGGCAUGGAGAAAGCCUACAUGUGCAGUUAUUGUAAAUUUGUUUGCCACAAGAAGUGCCUGUCCAAAAUAGUCACGGAUUGUAAUACCUUCUGCUCAAAGAAGAAUGAAGAGGACUGUGGCUGUCAGCACUUUGGUGUACGAGUGUGCAACCUGGCCAAUGACCGAAUCCCUGUCCCAGUGGUGCUGGAGAUGAUGCUGGAGCAUGUGGAGAUGAACGGCCUCUACACUGAAGGCAUCUACAGAAAGUCUGGGUCAGCCAACCGCAUGAAGGAGCUCCGACAGCUACUGGAAGCUGAUCCCCAUAGUGUGUGUUUGGAAGACUACCCCAUCCAUACUGUCACCGGUCUAGUAAAGCAGUGGCUGAGAGAACUGCCCGAACCCCUCAUGACCUUCGCGCACUAUAAUGACUUUAUCCGUGCAGUUGAAUUACCUGAGAAGAAGGAACAGUUACAAGCAAUCUAUAGACUUUUGGAGGAGCUCCCUUCAGCCCACUACAACACUAUGGAGAGACUUAUCUUUCAUCUUGUCAGGGUGUCAAAAGAGGAGAAGAGUAAUCGAAUGAACCCCAACUCGCUGGCCAUUGUUUUCGCCCCCUGCAUCCUGCGUGGACCAGACAGUGCCGACCCCCUUCUUAGCAUGAAGGAUGUUGCCAAGACAACCUUGUGUGUGGAGAUGUUGAUCAAUGAGCAGAUUAGGAGAUACAAUGAAAGGAUGGAGGAGAUCGAGCAGCUGGAGUAUGCAGAGACGCUGGCUAAGAACCAGCUUAAGCUGAAAAGAAAUAAUACGAGCUGGCAUUUACCCCUCAGGUUUACCUCUCCUUACAAAGGAGUGGCGAUGCGGGAGAAGCCUUCGCCCGAUCUGUGCGCUGUUCCAGAGAAUGAACCAAUUGACUCUGACACAGAGGCAGAGAGGAAUCUGGUAGAGAGGAUCAAAUCCAUCAAACAGGAGAAGGAGGACCUGGCCUGCAGGUUGCCAGAUAUGGAGCAGCCAGGCUCCGAUCAGGAGAACCUGGACUCUGAGGCUUCAGCUAGCUCUGAGAGUCUGCUUGACGAACGGGUGCUUAGUUCGGACACGGAAGGAAAAACCUCUCAUACCACAGUGCCAAGAAUUCUCAAACCUGCUUCCCUUGCUAAAUCUAUAAGCUUGUCCUCCACCCAGCUAUCUCCAACAGCAGGAGAAACCUCCAGCCUCUUUCAGCCUACCCUGUCUGCUUCCAGGGACCUGCUCCAUCGCCGUCUUCCCAUCAUCCCCUCCACCGUCCGGCUGCCUCCAGGUGUACUGUCCCAUCCGGCCGUCCAGUCGCUGCCACCCCGCAAGUCCCAGUCCAUGACACUGGUGCAGCGGCGGCCACAGCCAGGGCGACGCAAGGACAGCAUCCAGUCGCUUUUUAUAGCUCCCGGGACUGAGCUCAUCUCUACUCCUGACUCUGGCUCUUCAUCUCCCAGCACACAGGAGCUCCUGAAAUCACCCAGACGCUUCUCAGACCCGGAUAUCACUCAUAUUGAAGACGGAAUUUGAUUGGCUCUCCGUUGCAGGAGCCUUAAACUCUAGUUUCAGAGUUGCUCAGUCUAAAAUACCUGUAAUGUUAACUUGAUAAAUAACUUGAUAAGUGCUGAUUUGAUCAGGUUUGCUGGAGCAGGCAGAUCACCAAACUUUGCUGGAAACAGGAGUUUGAGGCUCCAGCUUUAAAGGGUCAUGGCGCACCAACCUAACACAGUCCAUUCUCUAGCUACACAUACACUGAGGUUGGUCCAGCUUUUUAUAAAGAUGGCAAAAAAAAUGUUGCACAAAUCUUUGUUUAGGUUUGAGAAAAUCAAUUUGGAGGGAAAAUUAAUAAUAUUAGUGCAUCUUUCUACCAAUAAUUACCUCUAUAAUUGCUGCCAUGGCUUGGUGAUGUUGAUGUAGUUCAGACUGUGAUGCAAGAAGUACAGAAGCAUCCAAUCUAUUCUAACACUCUAACCUUUCACACACACAAAGAAUAAAUGCCUUCCAAAUGUAAUUACUGUAGAUUUCUUUUUUAAACCAAGAUUUGUGCUAAAGUGUAUCAUCAAGUUUACAAGGUGCUUUGCCAUGGUUUUGUAAAGCUUGUACAGCCAAUAGCCAUUGCUACAGUAAAAGGCAUUUUUCAGCAGAGCAUGAGCAAAUCAAAUUUCCCCAAUAAACCCCCCCAACAUGUUCCCCUACAAGUGUUGUAGGUUUAAAACAGACAUAACCAGUGUUAACAUGAUGAUAGAACAUUACUUAUACAACAGUGGGAAGGAGGGAGAUCAUUCUCGACAUUCGCACAACAGUCCACACCGGUACAGCAGCACUCCUCAGUGUGGAUUUAUUGGUGUUUGCUGAAGAACACUGGGUGGAUGUCCUCUUGGUCUGUUGGAGGGACAUGAGGCACUCUGGGAUUCCUCUGAAUAAACUGCUUGCAGCUUGAACUCUUUUCAGUUGAGCUUGCCAUUGUCAGGAUGAUUGUUUUACCAAGCACUUUUUCUGUAACUAUAUUAAUGGUGGGAUUUCUUUUUUUAAGAUACUUUUUUAAAAGGCAAGAUUUGUGCUGCAGCCACAUGAGCUAAACCAUGAAUCUUAUUGUUUUAAUGCUCAUUUUUAUAUAUUUUUUCCUUUACAUGAAAAGUAGCAGGAAUGUUGCACCUUUUCAUCUCUUUAAUGGACCUUCUAAAAAAAGAAAAACACAAAGCACAUCAACUGGCCUGAGCGAACGUGCCUUCAGUGUGUACCAAGACAAAGUAGUCCUACAGUACAACCUUGAAUGUUUCCAGUGCCUGGAGACCACUAAUGAGGACACGGAUGCUUGGAAAUUGCUCAGUCAUUUUCAACACUUAAAAAAAAGAGAAGCAGAUACAGCUCGACCAGACUCUUUCUGAAGUGGCCGUUUACCUGCUGUGAAGUGGACAGUGGAUUUCUGGGCCCAUCUUGGUUUCUUUGUUUAAUGGCUAAUGGACCGUUUUUAGCCUUCUCGGGAGCAAAAACAGCACAAGCCACUUUUCUCAUUGGAGAGAUGAUGCCAUACCAUGGAUAGUUUUCCCUCACAAAACUAACUGUAUCCCAGCUUUCCUGUACUGUUUAAUCUCUCUCCCAGCUUAUUGUCCUCAUGUGAACAGUAGAGCGCUCUGGGUCAGUGAAAAUGUCUGUCUGAGAGGAGUUGUAUAGAAUGAGUGGCGUAAUGUGGCAAAGCCACACGUGUUUACUAAUGUCAAGUUUAAAACCUGCUGGUGUGUGUAGGUCCUGUGAGGAAGUGUGGUGAUGAUGAUGAUGAUUAUAAUGAUGUGGCUGGUUGAUUAUGAAUGAAUGAAUGUUAAUUAUGUUUUACAGAACUAGGACUGUGCUUGCUUGGCUUCGUUUGCUUGUAUUUGUGUUCAUGAGUCACAAAUAUCUGUUUUGCAUUUAACGGACAGAUUCAACUAAUUAUUUUCUUACAAUACAAUUUGUACAUGCUGCACACAA